Molecule: messenger RNA, 2760 nt
Organism: Mus pahari (shrew mouse)
Lineage: Eukaryota; Metazoa; Chordata; Mammalia; Rodentia; Muridae
Gene: Bora
Product: BORA aurora kinase A activator
Exons: 12
Coding region: 476-2053 (525 amino acids)
Biological process (GO): activation of protein kinase activity; regulation of mitotic spindle organization; regulation of mitotic nuclear division
Cellular component (GO): cytoplasm; nucleus
Molecular function (GO): protein kinase binding
Source: RefSeq, a predicted model, not a curated record
GCUGACGCCAGACCCGCGUCGAUUUGAAUUUGGAGCCUCGUUCCCUUGCGCGGAACGUAGAGCGAGGAGUUAGCGUUCGAAUUCACCCCGCCGCCUCGACGCCAUUGGCUGGUUCGCGGACGGCGGGGGGACGCGAUUGGCCGGUGGCCUCUCCCCGCCCCGCGCCCUGGUUGGCCGGAGAGCACGGAGGGAGUUAAAGAGUCGGCGCCUGCCGUGGGCAUCUGCAGGGUGAUGCUAGAACUUCCACGUUGCCCACGAGUGUAGGUACGUCCUCCGUGGCCCCAGGCUUGGACUCCUGCUUCGAGGUGCACCGCUCUGGUUUCCUGACUCCAGACGUACCUGUGAGCUCGCCUAGGUGUGAAGGGGAGCAGAGAGAAGGGGCGCCUGGACACUGAAUGGUCGCUGGAAGUGACGUCUCUGCUCUUACCGAGGGAGCCCGCUCAACUUUGAUCUUCCAAAAUUUGCUUCCUGGGCUAUGGGAGAUGUCAGCGAAUUAAAAAUGCAAAUAACACCAGAAACUCCGGGAAGGAUCCCUGUUUUAAAUCCCUUUGAAAGUCCUAGUGAUUAUUCUAAUCUCCAUGAACAAACCCUUGCUAGUCCUUCUAUCUUUAAGUCCACAAAACUACCAACUCCAGGGAAAUUUAGGUGGUCUAUUGAUCAGCUGGCUGUAAUAAAUCCUGUAGAGAUAGAUCCAGAGGAGAUCCAUCGGCAGGCUUCCUACCUAAGGCUUUCUCGAAUAGAUAAAGAUGUGGAAGACAAAAGACAAAAAGCCAUUGAAGAGUUUUUUACUAAGGAUGUCAUUGUGCCCUCUCCAUGGACUGAUCAUGAUGGAAAUCAGCCUUCAGAGCUUCAUCCCAGGAAAUGCCUAAAUAGCAAUGAUGACUCUCCCGAUGGGAGGAAGCCAAGCCCCCCCUCGCAGAAGUGCAACGCUGCCUGCCAGACUCUGCUCUCUCUCCCUGUGGAUUUUAAUUUGGAAGCCAUAUUAGGAGACUAUUUUAGAGCUGAUGACUUUGUGGCCCAAUCUCCUGGGAACCUCAGUUCUUCAUCUCUGAGAAGAAAGCUCUUUUUGGAUGUGAAUGGAAGCAUCUCUGAGUCUUUACCUUCAGCUUCUCCCGGAAGUCCUCCCUGCAGUGCCCGGGGCUCGCUUGAGGGACAAUUUUCUUCCAGCCCCAUUCAGAACAGUGCAAAAAAGUACAGCUUGGGAAGCGUAACUACUAGCCCGUCGGCUGUUUCCUCACCUACCUUCUCACCUAUUGCUCUUCAAGUAGGAAAGACCCCGCUCUCAGAACACAGGAAGUUUACAUUUCAUUCUCCUGAAGUUUCAUGUGGAACAACUUCUACUGGGAUUGCUAACCCGAGCAUCAGGAGUCCGUAUAUAGAUGGCUGCUCGCCAAUUAAAAAUUGGUCUCCUCGGAGACUGAGAGGUGGCCAUCAGUGUUUGUCCUCCCUGAUCCGGAUACCUUUUACCCUUGAGGCUCACAGUGAAGAUGAAGAAGCCGACGUUUCCUCCACAGAUGCGGCUCCACUUGGCACAAAUGCUUGUGGCGAGCCUCUAGUUGUCACUGCCAUGUCUGUUACACAGAGUCAGUCUGGUAUUUCUGAGAAAGAGAGAGCACUGCUGGAGGAUGUGGAAAGUGAGAGGGAAAAUGACACCGUGGACAUGGUCGAUCCUAUAGACACAGUAGGUGAAAGCACUUGGAUAAAAGAGCCAGUGGAUGAUGGGAAUUCACCCAUGACUGAUUUCAUGAGUGGAAUUGCCUUCAGUAUUGAAAACUCUCAUAUGUGCAUGUCGCCUCUUGCAGAAAGCAGUGUUCUGCCCUGUGAAAGCAGUGCUAUCCAGAUGGACAGUGGCUAUAACACACAGACUUGUGGAAGUAAUAUCACUGAUAUCGUUGGGACAGAAAGCUAUUGCAAAGAAAAUGUCACACACACAAAUGUUCAAAUGUCCUUUGAAGUGGAAAUGAAAUCUCAAGUUAAGAACGUAACGCAAGGUCACACAGUGCAGAGGUGCUGGAUGAAAUCUCCAAGUCCAUCUCAGUGCAGCAGCCCAUAGAGUCUCAAGACCAAAGCCCUUCCGGAUUUAUGAGGGGCUGUGAGUUAGUGUGAUGGUGAUGGGGUGCCUGCUUCACGUACUAUGCCUACUUCCCUCCUUAAUGUGAAAGGCUGCCAGGACCAGAAACUCCAAGUUGUUAAAUUAUACAUUUUUUUAAAAAAUCAAUAAAUAUUUUUAUAUUUGCUUCAAGUGGCUUGUUUAACAAAUAAAUUAUGGCAGACCUCAUGGCUUUCUCCUGUCCUGCAGGGUCAAUGAACUGCUCCUUAAGACUUUGAAUGGUAGUCUUGAAUUUAUCAGUUCUAGGAACAUGAGAAAAAUGUUGAAACUGAAUGCACUAUAUAUUUUUACAUGAAACUUUGUGAAAGAAAUCUUGAAAUAUAAAACUUACAGAGGUAAAAAGUAAAAUGGACUCCCUAAAAUUUCAUUUCUGUGGGGAAAUUACUUGGUUUGCGGUAUAACCGUGCUAGUUAAUAUUCUGAACACUAUAAAUGUAGAAAGGUGCUACUGGGCACCAUCCUAAAUGCUGCUAUCUGUAGGGGCUGCCACAGUAGCAUGUACCUCCAUUCCUAGGCUUGGUAGGGAGAUGAACAGAACAUGGGAGAGUCAGAAUCACUGGGAGACCAGGGAAUUCCUGUUGAGCUUAGAACUAUGAAGAAACAAUUGGGAAAAUAGCUAAAUAAAAUACAUUUUAAAAAUCUGUAUUAGAA